CUCAAAUCCUUCUAGUUGACAAUUGACAUAAAUGUCGUGACAUCACCGCAACAACUGUCAAUUGUGUUGGCUGUUUUUUCUAGUUUAGUUAAAAAUUCCUAUUAAAACCCUUUAAAUUUAUUAGUUUAAUAAUUUAAUCAGGAUGUUCAUCUGGGAUUGGUUUACUGGAGUUUUAGGAUACUUAGGUUUAUGGAAGAAAUCUGGCAAGCUCCUCUUCCUGGGUCUGGAUAAUGCCGGAAAGACAACACUGUUGCAUAUGCUCAAGGAUGAUCGGCUAGCUCAGCAUCUUCCAACGCUACAUCCUACAUCUGAAGAACUUUCGAUUGGCAACAUGAGAUUUACUACUUUUGAUUUGGGAGGCCACACACAAGCCAGAAGAGUAUGGAAAGAUUACUUCCCAGCAGUAGAUUCAAUAGUGUUCUUGGUAGACGCCUACGAUAGAUCUAGAUUUAAAGAAAGUAAACAAGAAUUGGACUCGUUACUCACAGACGAAAGUUUGGCAAAUUGUCCUGUUUUGAUUUUGGGAAAUAAAAUCGACUUGCCCGGCGCUGCUUCCGAAGACGAACUUAGGAAUUACUUUGCCUUGUAUCAACAAACAACAGGAAAGGGUAAAGUGCCAAGAGCAGAUCUUCCAGGACGCCCCCUGGAACUCUUUAUGUGCUCCAUUAAAAAAAGACAAGGUUACGGUGAAGGUUUUCGUUGGUUGGCACAGUAUAUUGACUGAGCCCAUACUACAUAAAAGUAAUUUUAAUUAACUUUUUUUGGUAACGGAGUAACGUGUCUAAGUCCAGAACCACCAGUGCGAAACUUUAUAGGUAAUUUUAUUUUUGGGAUUGUUUUGCAAAUAUUGAAUUUAACUGGUUUUUCAAUUAUUCAUUUAGCUAGGUAGCUAAAUUUGUUUUGGUGUUACAUGUUAUCUAUAAUGUUUCCUAAGGCAAUGUUCAAAAAAAAAAAAUAGGAAUAAUAAAUGUUUUUCAAUUUUUCCCCCAGUAUGUUCAAAAUGUAGUCCUUGUACAGAAAAAUCAAUUUUACAGAUUUUUAUUUUUUUAUUUAAAUCAAAAACUUCUGCACGAGUUUCUGCAAUUAUCAAGCGUUUUGUAGCUGUUGUGAUAUUUAUUUUCUGUGGUUUUUAUUCGUCAAAUAAUUGAAGACAGUCGUGCUUGAUAUUACUUUUUGUUUUUCUUUUUUUAGAAACACUUGUCAUAUUUUUUUUUGUUAAUAAAAAUUGCUUUCUAUAA
This is a messenger RNA of Ceutorhynchus assimilis (cabbage seed weevil), 1238 nucleotides long. NCBI's taxonomy places the organism in Eukaryota, Metazoa, Arthropoda, Insecta, Coleoptera, Curculionidae. The record is from the annotation of a GenBank genome assembly.